AUGUCGGAACUAUGUAAGGAGCUUGCUGGUAUGUUUUCUGAAACUGGAGAUGAUGAAACCUUUCUUGGAUUUUCUGAUAGUGAACUUAAAGAAUGUAUUUUUAAGGAUUCGGAGUCGGACAGCGAUGGAAAAAGCACUGAGCAUGUCUCCCAAAAGGCACCAGCUCGUCAAGGGUUUACCUUAAGAAUAGCACUGCGAACCCGCUCGUUAAACGAUGUCCCAGAAGAGGAUGAUGACUGUCAAAAAGAGAAGAGAAAAAUGCUGAUGAAAAAAGCCAUUAGUCCUGAAAAUAUAAAAUUGGAAAUGGAUGAGGCACAAAAUAUCCUUUCAUCUCCUUAUCAGCUGGAGUCUGAUGAUGGUGGUGAUGAUUCUGAUUCAUUUCUUGAAAAGAGAGCCAUGAAUAUCCAGGCAAACAAAGCAAUGUUGGCACAGCUGAUGUCAGAUCUACAGAAAAUGACAGGGCCCUUGUUGAACACUGAACACGCUCGUAAAAAGGAGCGUCGAUCUGAUCACGGUGUGCGCGUUUCUACACCGCGCCGUAAUCCAGAACGUGCGUCUCGGAGAAUGACCCGCUCGAUGGCAGCUGAUUUCCCUGCCACUCAAAUCAGUUCUGAGCUGGAAGUGAGCUUGGAAGAUGAACUAAUGAAGAUCCAUUCAAAACCACAGAGGCGUGAACCUGUACGACCACGUCAAGCCAAGCCUCACAUCAUGCGUCGAGUGGAAGAAGUCACGGAGGAUGAGCUUGAGCUGGUGGCUACGAACAUGACUGAGAAGAUUUAUAAUCGCGUCACUGGCACCACCUGCCAUCAGUGCAGACAAAAGACUGUUGAUACGAAGACUUCCUGCCGAAGUGAAAACUGCCGUGGGGUACAGGGUCAGUUCUGUGGUCCAUGUCUCCGUAACAGAUAUGGGGAGGACGUAAGGACUGCCCUCCUUGAUCCGAGCUGGCAGUGCCCACCUUGUCGAGGUAUCUGUAACUGUAGCUAUUGCCGCCAGCGUCAUGGCUGCUGUGCAACUGGCAUUCUCUUUCCCCUCGUGCAGCAUCGUGGCUUCUCCGACGUUCACUCCUACCUCUGCAGUCUCCGUGGUAAACUUGAAAAAUAAUGACCCCAGUAUGUCAAAGCCAGACCUGUGGUGACAUGUUUGACAAUUUUAAGUGUAAUUGUGUGUUGGUCAUGUACCAGCUCCCUUUGUAUUAUUUUAUGGGAUUUAAAUUUGUCUAAAUAAAGUACUUUUUUAUAAUGUACCAGCAACAUAUUCAGUGAUUAAGUGGUGUUCCCUUGUUAAAAGUAAUGCAUGGUCAAUAGAGGCAGAUUGGUUGACUUCACUUGGACAGUCAAGACUUGAAUUUAAUUUCCAGUGAGUUGUACUUCAGCCAUCUCCCCCUGCCCUUUAUCACUUUGGAACAGGUUGGUUUAUUUGAUUUUAUAUGAUGGCCAUAGGACCCAAAUGCUCAUGGGAAAAACUGUACCCAGUGGCAUGUAGACUGAAGAAAACCGGUAGUUGGUCAGAGCUUUGUGUUGCACUCGACUGGUAUGUCAGAAUGCAGGCUGUAAUGGCAAGCAGCCCACAGUCUUCAUACGAGUAACGUAAACUCUCAGUGGACUAGAAAUGGACUCGGACAGCAGAUGGUGUGCAGUCUUUUCUCUUGUUGGUUCAUGAUUCCUUACAAAAUGGGGGCAUCCUUCUUUAAGUGCUACAUACCAUCUAAAAGGUCUAUGGUCUACUAACUGUCUGCUUCUCCAGUCAUUUCUUUAGGACAUGCUAGAGAAACCUAUGGCUCUGUUAUAAAGAGCUAAAACUUCAUUCCAACAAAUGGUAUAUUCAUGUGUAUUAGACCCAUUUUAUGCAAUGUAUACCUGUUUUGAGGCAUCUGUGCACUGUAAACUGAAAAUUGAAUUGUUUUGUAUGCUUUCAUUAUGGCAAUAUCUCUUGUCUGAAUUCACCCACUCUUCACUGCAAAUUCUCGCCCAUCACUCUGCUCAUCUGCUGCAGACUAACCUUAAUUUUAAUCUUUUGUACUUUGCAGUUUUGUUUUAGUUUUUCACAAUUUGACAAUUUGAUCACAAGCUUAUUGCAAUGAUCCUACUUCUGAUUUGAAUGUGGUUUUGUUUAAAUUUUUUUUUUUUUUAUCCCACUUGGCUAAAUGUGUCUGAUGAUUGUACUAUGAUGAGUUCCACACCCAAGUCUUGGCUGGUGGAGGUGAUGUUAAUGGUUUCUUUGCUACUGCUACAGUUGGCUUACUCUUUAAACUUUUAAAUUCUGCUUAAUGAUUGUCUUUUUUUUUUCUUUUUUUUUUUUAACAAAUUAAAUCCAUAUCAAACUGUCUUGACUAUUCCCUUGAAGUGGCAAUAAUGCUGAUCUCCUAUUUAAUGGUUAAAAUGUAGAAAUAAAAAUACACACUUUACUAUAGAUGAUCCAGUUUAAUCUACUAGUAAGUAUACGCUAGCAAAAUCAACCUACAUUGACAUUAUCUGGCACGCUGUUUAACAUGUUUCCAUGGCUAUGCACCCAUUAGGCUUUUGCAUUGUGUAUGUACAUUCAGUUAUGGUUACUGGAACUAAUGUUUAAAAACCAAGAGCAAAAUGGUCAACUAAAGCUGUCUAAAACAGUAUUCUCCUCUACCUCCAUCCAUGCUGAAAAAAGAACAAAAGAACUUCUAUAAAAAAUUUGUUCCCUUUCCAAACACAGCCACAUAAUUGUUUUAAUUUCACACUUUCAGUAGUAGAAACCGAUUUUAAACUGUUGUAAAAGGCUGACGGCAUGUAUCAAACAACUGAGUUGAUUUAAUAACAGUAAGUGACAGGUACCAGUCUACUGCAGUGUGUCAGGUUUCUAAAGGACUAGUGAAACUAUCACACAAGACUUGAGCACAGAUGGCCACAGUUAACAUGAAACAAUUUUAAAAAUCUCUAUUAUGCUACAUAUGUGCAAUGGAUGCACAUACAUUUAGUGGGUGUCUAUGGGUGCGUUUUUGUGGGUAUGUCUGUGUGUGCAUUUCACUGUAAAGAAAAAGGAGCAAAGGACCUUGUGGCCUCAGCUGCAUGUGAAAAUUUGUCUCCUUUUCCACUGUUAAUAGUUGGACAUUAAAACAGUAGGUUAAAGACACUAAUCAAAACAAUUAAUCAGAGUAGAGAUGAGGUUAUGACCCAGCAUAUCACCCAAGCCUCAUGAGAAACAAUUAGACUUUUAAAAAUGGAAGUGUUAUUCCAUGCUGAUAUGUAUAUACUGGGAUUUUUUUUUUCUUCUUGUGACUGAGAAUGUGAUGCAUAUAUAGCUUUAUA
Messenger RNA from Electrophorus electricus (electric eel), 3284 nucleotides. Lineage: Eukaryota; Metazoa; Chordata; Actinopteri; Gymnotiformes; Gymnotidae. The record is from RefSeq and is a predicted model, not a curated record.